Molecule: messenger RNA, 3915 nt
Organism: Papilio polytes (common Mormon)
Lineage: Eukaryota; Metazoa; Arthropoda; Insecta; Lepidoptera; Papilionidae
Product: probable lysine-specific demethylase 4B
Exons: 5
Coding region: 446-3523 (1025 amino acids)
Biological process (GO): chromatin remodeling
Cellular component (GO): nucleus
Molecular function (GO): histone H3K36 demethylase activity; histone H3K9 demethylase activity
Source: RefSeq, a predicted model, not a curated record
AUAACCUUAGGGAAUGAUACAAUUUAUUUUGUCAGCUGUCACAAUAACGUCCGCAAUACCAACAUAAGGAUAAAAAAAUCAUAGAGUUAUUACAUCAGUGUUACCGUAGUUAGUAGAAGCUUCAUAAGUUGAACCCGAAUAUUGAACACGAAAAAGAGUCGGGCUGAGUGAGUACGUGACCCAAUUCCACUUAUGCGGCUUCUACGGUGCCUAGAGAUUUUGAUUGCAAGCGCAUCUCAUUCAUGUCGGCCAUUUUACUGAUAAUGUUUUCAACUAAUUAUUUGACUGUAUUCGCGUGUGUAUUUAUGUAAUUGUCAGAAGAAAACUUUAACGCAAUCUUAUUUUAUUAAUCCAAAGACAAUCUAACGCAAUGUUGUGGGAAAUAAUCGUGUUUCAUGCGUGAUUAAAUAUUGUUGAUUUUAUGCAAGUUUGUUAUUAAAAAACGAUGUCUGUGACCGGCGACGAUGCAUCGGGUGGAUCCGGUAGUGGGAUAUCUAUCCAAGUGUUUCGCCCAACGUGGGACGAAUUUAAAGAUUUUAAUAAAUAUGUUCAGUAUAUGGAAUCGAAGGGAGCUCAUAAAGCUGGUCUCGCGAAAGUGAUACCACCGCCGGAAUGGGUUCCAAGGAAGAAGGGAUACAAUUUGGACGAGCUGAACAUCACAAUACCGUCACCUAUAUGUCAAGUGGUCACCGGAAAGCAAGGUUUGUUUCAACAAAUUAAUAUACAGAAGAAGUCAAUGACGGUGAGGCAGUUUGCAGUUAUGGCGAACUCCGCGAAGUAUUGCACGCCUCGGCACACGAAUUACGACGAUCUGGAGAGGAAGUAUUGGAAGAAUGUCACAUAUGUUGCACCUAUAUAUGGCGCUGACGUAAACGGGAGUAUCACAGACCCUGAUGUAAAUGAAUGGAAUAUAAAUCACCUCGGAACAAUCUUAGAUUUUGUAAACUCCGAUUACGGUAUUGAAAUAGAUGGUGUUAACACUGCUUAUCUGUAUUUCGGAAUGUGGAAGACGACAUUUGCCUGGCACACUGAAGAUAUGGAUUUAUACUCGAUAAAUUAUUUACAUUUUGGCGAACCUAAAACUUGGUAUGCCAUCCCACCGGAACAUGGUAAACGGUUUGAAAGAAUUGCAUCCGGUUUCUUCCCAACGUCAGCGAAAACUUGCCAAGCCUUCCUCCGUCACAAAAUGACAUUAAUAUCUCCACAUAUAUUAAAACAAUACUCCGUUCCUGUGAAUAAAGUUACACAAAAAGCUGGGGAAAUCAUGAUAACAUUUCCGUAUGGCUAUCACGCUGGUUUCAAUCAUGGAUUUAACUGUGCGGAGUCUACAAACUUUGCUGCACCGCGUUGGGUUGAAUAUGGCAAGCGGGCAUUGCAGUGUACAUGCAGUAAUGAUAUGGUGAAAAUCUCUAUGGAUACAUUUGUAAAACGUUUCCAACCAGACCGCUACGAGUUAUGGCUUAAAGGUGAAGAUGUCGGUUGUCAUCCAGAACAGCCAGAGAAGAUGGUGCCGGCUCCUCAUCCUUCCGGUCAGGACAUUCUUUGUAAUAAAAACAAUACUGAACUACCUGAAUCCUUCAUUGAGGCGGAGAUUGAGGGUCUGAAAAAGAAGAAGAGACAUCCACUUCAUUUGAAAAGAGCCAUGGCUAGUAAGAGUAUAUCCGAAGGUGCGAUUGCUGUAUCUAUCCUUGGUCAUGAUGUUAUGGAUGACGAUGAAAUGACAAUGGCAGAAGGGGACCUUGAUAUGAUGACAUCAAUGAAAAGACAAAUGAUGCCUUUAUCACCUAAUGACACCCAACUGGAUGCUCUAGAAGAUAUUUGGCUGAAAGGUGAUGAGAUGGAACCCUCAGAAGCUCAGCAACCGGAUGUUGGCUAUAUGGACUCUGAUAAAGACUCAGAUUAUGAAGACCCGAGCGCUAAGAAGAUAACAAAACCAAGAAGGAAAAGGAAGGAUGGCAUAAAGAAAGAACUCAAAGAUAAAGUGAAAGAAGAUGACGAAACUAUACCAAUGCCCAAGAAAACGCCACCAGUUAAAACACAAAAGAGAAAAGCUAAGACUAAAAAGCUAUCGGAAGAGCAACUUGAGGAUAUGGCAGCUGUAGUAUCAAACUGGGAUUCGCCACCUCAUGAAGCUGAUGAGCCGAUUACAACAAAACCUGAACCUGUAGCGGCUUCCAAUCCAAUAUUAAAAAGUUUACUUAAUAAAGAUAGUCCAAGCCCAAUGAAAGAUAAAAAGGAACCCAAAAAACGCAAAUCCUUAAAGGACACAGAACAGGUGGAAAAACAGAAGCACGAAAAGGCAAAGAAAGAAAAGAAGAAAGAGGAUGUUGUCAAGAAAGAGACAUCAACAGAUAAGCCGGAAAAGAAACCCAGAAAACCGAGGACUCCUAAAAAGAAAGUCAUCGUAGAAUAUAACGAUGUUCCAGAAACAUUUGUACCAAAUCAUACAGUCACACGAGUUUUGGAUCUAGAUACAAAGGAAUCUAAAGAAACUAUAACAGAAAGAAAGACAGACGUAGUCUCUCCCGUUACAUCUAGUUCGAAUAGCCCAGUCUUACUAAAGUCACCCUUGCCCACAAGAGUUUAUUCCAAUCUACGUGUCAGCCCCAACACACGGCCAACAAAUAUAGCAAUAAAUAAAAAUCCAGCCGCAUUCCAAGGGGAAUUUCACAAAUUCAUGGUCACAGCGAAACUCAAACCUGAACCAUUGCCUUUGCCAACAAUGCGUAUACCGAAGAAAAAACCACCGAAAACCAAAUACACGGAACAGAGUUCACGGACUGUUGCCACUCCAGUACUUACUGAACCACCUGUCCCUAAAUGUCAAUACAAUGAUGAUAUAUUUGUCAACAGACCUUUAGAUUUUAGAAUGAAUUCCUUCCAACAAGGACCUCAGAAUGUACCUUCUGAUCCUGUAGUUGAACCACAAUGGAAUGGAGAUUACCAACAACCACUAUUACAAAAUACACAGCCAACAUACGGUGAAGAAUCAAACUAUUACAGGAGUCCGUACCAAACACCGUGGUAUGGUUAUGCAUGUCUGAAUGUGCUGACGAAGCAGGAGGUGUCGCCGUGCGUGGAGAAGGAGGAGGUGAAAGUAGAAGUGGAAAGGUUUAUAGACCACGCCCGUCAGAUGGAAGCAUUCUUCUUGCAAAAGAGGUUUCUGCUGUCAGCGAUGAAACCUGAACUCCUAGUGAAGGAAGACAAUAACGAGUUGAAGUGUGAAUUGCAGCGAAAGGAUGAGCUCUUACGACGACAUUAUGAUAAAGUGACUCAAUGGCAUGGAUUACUUGCUGAUUUACAGGGUCAUACUGUGUACAACAAGUGUCAACAACAGAGCGCACCGGCCGCGCUGCAGCAAGCCGCCUCGCCAAUGCCGCAGCCUUGCGCCGUGCAACAAAGUGUACAGGCGCAGCAGUUGGCGGCGCAGCAGGCGGCGCUGCAGCAGCAAGCUCUGCAGCAGCAGCAGGUACCGCGCCCCCCGCACCCGCCCGCCUACCCCGCCGUGCCCCAGCGCCGGUAGCCCUCCGCACCCCGCACACUGUGCCUUAAUGUCCGAUAUUUAUAUUGUUGAAUACGAGCUGUCGCCCGCAAACUUCCUUAGCGCGUAUAAAAUGGCCAUCAAUCCGCGUGCAUUUACCUUCCAGCUAUGUUUCAGUCAAAUUCCCGUCCAAAUUUCGUCAAACCCAUUCCAGAGAUAGCGGUCCGGUUUCCAUUUUGACAGCGCGAAAUUAAAAAAAAAAAGUAGCCUAUAACAUGCCCGUCUAUGUCAGCUACCCUCCAGUGAAAGUCCAGUCGAAAUUGGCCCAGCCGUUUCCGAGAUUACCCGGAUCAAAGGCUGCGGACAGACAGACAAAAAUUUUUAAAGGCGUUAUCAGCAACGCAAAUGCAUCAUCUUCCCGAAAUCUGCAAUUU